GGGGGUCCCGGCCGGGCAGCGGCGACCGCGGGCCCAGCGCACAUGUGCGGCCGCCCGGCACAUGCUCACUGAGCGCGGCGCAUGAGCAGAGGCGGCGCGGGGCCAUCGGACAUCUUGGGCCGCCCCGCACGGAGCGGGCAGCGCCGCCGGUCCCGGGGCGGGAGCAGCCGCCGCCCCCGCGCCGCCCGGCCCGCCCGCCCUGGCGCCGGCUGCCUGCCCCUCCCGCGCUUCCCCCGGGCUGCUCUGAGCAUCCCUCCGCCCCUCUUGCAUUUGUCUUAAUUCUUCUCAGAGACAAGAUGGCAACGCCGGCGGCGGUAAACCCUCCCGAAAUGGCCUCAGAUAUUCCUGGCUCGGUGGCCUUGCCCGUGGCUCCCAUGGCGAGUGGACAAGUGAGGAUGGCAGGAUCCAUGCCUUCCAGAGGAGGAAAGCGUCGCUCUGGAAUGGACUUUGAUGAUGAAGAUGGGGAAGGGCCCAGCAAAUUUUCAAGGUAUGAUGGUGAUCAAAUCACUGGUGAUAAGGAAAAGUUUGCAAGGGAGAAUCACAGUGAGAUUGAGAGGCGCAGGAGGAACAAGAUGACCCAGUACAUCACGGAGCUGUCGGACAUGGUGCCCACGUGCAGCGCCCUGGCUCGCAAGCCCGACAAGCUGACCAUCCUUCGCAUGGCUGUUUCCCACAUGAAAUCCAUGAGGGGCACUGGAAACAAAUCUACUGAUGGAGCUUACAAGCCUUCCUUUCUUACAGAACAGGAACUGAAACACCUUAUCCUGGAGGCUGCAGAUGGGUUCCUGUUUGUGGUUGCAGCUGAGACGGGCAGAGUGAUCUACGUGUCGGACUCGGUGACUCCCGUGCUGAACCAGCCGCAGUCGGAGUGGUUUGGCAGCACUUUGUACGAGCAGGUUCACCCAGACGAUGUGGAAAAGCUGCGGGAGCAACUGUGUACAUCUGAAAACUCCAUGACAGGACGAAUCCUGGACUUGAAGACAGGGACAGUAAAGAAGGAAGGCCAGCAGUCCUCCAUGAGAAUGUGCAUGGGAUCCAGGCGCUCCUUCAUUUGCAGGAUGAGGUGUGGAAAUGCUCCUCUGGAUCAUUUACCUCUGAACAGAAUAACCACCAUGAGGAAAAGAUACAGGAAUGGCCUGGGCCCGGUGAAAGAAGGUGAAGCACAAUAUGCUGUUGUCCAUUGCACUGGCUAUAUCAAGGCUUGGCCACCAGCAGGAAUGACCAUACCAGAAGAAGAUGCUGAUGUGGGACAAGGUAGUAAAUACUGCCUCGUGGCAAUAGGAAGGCUUCAGGUGACCAGCUCUCCUGUGUGCAUGGACAUGAACGGCAUGUCGGUCCCCACGGAGUUCCUGUCCCGGCACAACUCCGAUGGAGUCAUCACCUUUGUGGACCCAAGGUGCAUCAGUGUCAUUGGCUACCAGCCCCAGGAUCUUCUGGGGAAAGAUAUUUUAGAAUUCUGCCAUCCUGAAGACCAAAGCCAUUUGAGAGAGAGCUUCCAACAGGUGGUGAAGCUGAAGGGUCAGGUGCUGUCUGUGAUGUAUCGGUUCCGCACCAAGAACCGGGAGUGGAUGCUGAUCAGAACCAGCAGCUUCACCUUUCAGAACCCUUACUCUGACGAGAUUGAAUACAUCAUCUGCACCAACACUAAUGUCAAACAACUUCAGCAGCAGCAAGCAGAACUCGAAGUACAUCAAAGAGAUGGGCUGUCAUCCUAUGACUUAUCUCAGGUGCCUGUUCCAAGUAUACCAGCUAAUGUUCAUGAGGGUGGAAAGUCUGUGGAAAAGCCUGAUGCUAUCUUCUCCCAAGAGAGAGAUCCUAGAUUUGCUGAGAUGUUUGCUGGAAUAACUGCUUCAGAUAAAAAAAUGAUGGCCUCUGCAUCCACAGCAGGGAACCAGCAGCUUUACUCCCAGGGAAGCCCAUUUCAGCCAGGACACUCGGGAAAGACUUUCAGUUCAUCUGUGGUGCACGUGCCUGGUGUCAACGACAUCCAGUCCUCCUCCUCAACGGGGCAGAACCUGACGCAGAUAUCGCGGCAGCUCAACCAGGGCCAGGUGGCCUGGACGGGAAACCGCCCACCCUUUCCAGGACAGCAAAUUCCAUCUCAGUCUGGCAAGGCUCAGUCAUCUCCCUUUGGCAUUGGAACAAGUCAUACCUACCCAGCUGACCCAUCAUCCUACAGCCCCCUGUCCAGCCCAGCCACCUCUUCUCCAAGUGGGAAUGCCUACUCCAGCUUGGCAAACCGAGGGGCAGGCUUUGCUGAAGGCGGCCAGAGCAGCGGGCAGUUCCAGGGCAGACCGUCCGAGGUGUGGUCGCAGUGGCAGAGCCAGCACCACAACCAGCAGAGCAGCGACCAGCACUCCCACCCACAGCCCAACCAGACCGAGGUGUUCCAGGACAUGCUGCCGAUGCCUGGGGAUCCCACACAGGGUACUGGCAAUUACAACAUUGAAGAUUUUGCUGACCUGGGCAUGUUUCCACCAUUUUCUGAGUAGCUUGCGAAGCAGAAAUGGAAGUUCUUCUUCUCCAAGGCCAUUUCAGUGUAAUUUUGGCGCUGCUUUUUCUGUGUUGCAUUUCUGUAGAAGCUACUAAACCAGAAGACACAUUUCUCACGUUUCAAAUAGUGGUGUAGGGCUUGCUCUCUCCUCCUUGGGGUGCACCAGUGCCAACAGAGGAGCUCCAGCACUUGUUAGUGUUCAUUGACAGCUCCAUUUUUUUUUUUUUAUUGUCAUCUACCUCAGAGAUAAAAAUUUUGCUUGUUUUUAAAAAGAAAAAUCUCUGAGUCUCAAAUAUUUGAAUGUGAAUGAUGCAUAAUAUUUCCUUUGAAUGGUAAUUUUUCAAUAGAUAACAAAGUAACAAAGACUAACAGAGAAAAGGUAAGGUCAUGUCUCGUUACAGUGCCUACCGCUCAAUUUCGAUGCCUUGCUUUAAGCUUAAGUUUUUUGAAGCAGACACAAUAUUCUGUUUUCUUUGGUUCUUGUAGGUUUUAGGUCACUUUAAAUGUUGAGAUUAAGCAACAUAAUGUAGGCCUCUCUCUACCAGAAGAUUCAGCUCUGCCUUUUCUAACUUAAACUUGAAUGUGUGUACAUUUUGGUACUUUAUGUAUAUCUUGUGCUGUAUGAAGUGAUUUCCUGUACUGGUUUCUUUUGCCUUUACAAAGGGUCCAUUCUGGAGUGUACUGGAAAGGUUGAUGAUGUAUGUGAAGGGUUUGAAUAUCGUGGGAGUCUCCAUCACUUCACAUAGGUGUUCUUACUUUUAAUUCAGGUGGUUCUCUAUUCAGAACAAACAUUUACUUACAUAAGCUAUUAGUCUGGUUUUGCACUGAAUUGAGGCCUAUAACCUUGUACAUUUCUCACUGGCUGCUUUAAUUAUUAUUGUUCUUGCUUUCCCAAAAAUAUUGCCUCUUAAAAGAUGACUGUAAACACAUUGAGAUUGCAUUUUCUAUAUUAGCUGCAUUUCCUUUCUGUGAAGUAGUUUUUAUACUGUGAAACCUCACAUUUUAACAGUGGAAGGUGGUGGCCUGUUACUAGGAAAUCGUUCAAACUCAUUUGCUGCAAGCAGUGAGAUGGUUUUGUAGUGUAUAAUUUUUUUAAAGUGAGUUGGUAAUAGAUAUUGAUUGGACUAUUGUCCACUGCAUACACAGUGAUAACUUGAAUUUUUGCUUGGAUUCCCAAGCAAAUGCUUCUGUUAACCCUGUUCUGUUAAAAAUGGGAUUUUCAGCAUACCAGGUUUGUUGAGGACUCUUGACUGCUCUGAAUGCUGUAUGCUUUUCCAGAGAGGUAAGUUAAUCACCUUCCUCUUGGGCGAGUCACCUGCCAUGUAUCUUCAUGAGAGAUGUGGUAGGAAUCUUUUUGUUCAGUAUUUCAUGUGCAUGAUGAGUUACAGAGGUUGGAUUGUAAGGAUUUUAUGCUGAUCAUUUCUUCUGGGAUGGGUGCACACAGAAUCACUCACAAAGCCCCAAGUUCCUGCAUGCAGGUUGCUCAUAACCUCUGAGGUUGGGUGCAGAGGAGGAAGGAGCAGCUUCCCUGAGCUUUUGGACAUUCAGGGGCCAUCAAGGACCUGGGAAGAGCAGCCCCAGAUCCAGAAGAUCUCAGUGUGUGCAGCCAUUCUUAGACUUCACAGGAUUGAGCUCUGCCUUCCCAUAGCCCCUCUCGAAUUCUGGGGUGUGUCUGAGUGGGGACAGGGUGCUCAUCAGCACAGUCCAUAUUUCGGGGUGAGGUCCUGGGGGGCAGGCAGGCCCUGCUCUGGCCAGGCAGGGUUCAGGUGAGCCUGGCCUGGGACAGGGCUGGCACUGCUGUGGCUGUCCCAGCCUCUCCCAGAUCAGCAUGUCGUGUUCAGUAGCCAGGAAGAGUCCUCCUUUCUAUUUCUCUCACUAAAUCUGGGACCAAUCUCUUACCCCAUGUGCAAGUGGGGCUAGGGAGUCUUUUUUUUUUUUUAGGACAGUUUUGUAUACCUCUAGAUGAGGUACUGGAGAGGCCUCAGAUCUCCUGGUCUGCACUUGCCUCGCCAAAUCACACUGAGAACAAACAAAAAUCUUCCUAUCUCUUCUCCCCCAGAGAUCUGGAAAAUACCAUCUUAGGUGAGCAAGCCAUGUGCUUAUGCACUUUGCUUUUAAAUACAUGGAUGUUUAUUCUCUUGGAGCCCUUUCCCCUCAUGCUGCUCAAAUGAAUGAGUGCUCAUGGAAUUGGAGAGGCAAAGGAAUUUCUGCUGUGAAGUUCACUGGUGUCUCUAACAGGUGUCUGGGUGCUGCACCAGUAAUGAGGUGCUCAUUUUCUGUGCAGGGUUUUGAAAGGGGCUGCUUAUGAGGGAAGGAGCAGUAGGUGAGCAGUUUGUGUCUCUCCACAGAAGAUGCUUGACAUGAUAAAUGUCAGUUCUUCUGAAAUUUUUAUAAAUUUUUCCAUAAAGUGAAUAAUGAAUUCAGCUAAAAAGUGCUGUUCCUGUGUUUUAUUUUACCCACCAAACUGCUCUGAGUAUAUUUAUAGUUUAUUUUACUUCCUGAAUUCAAUUUAAAAAUAAGGUUUUAAAAGUCAUUUUCUUUCUCCUGGCAUCAGCAAUGAUAACUUCCUCAGUGUGCUGUGGGUUUUUUACUACUGAAGAAGGCUUCCCAUGUACAGAUUUUGGUUGUGCAGUUCAAAGUGCACUGUUAGAUGAAAUUUAAGCACAUCUCUCUUGUUUUUUUGAAGUCAGUAUGCCUGAGGGAUCAGAGCAUGGACUGCUCCUCACCUUGUGGGCUCCUUCCUGGUUGGGGAAGGUGAUGGCUGCUCUGUCCAGCCAGGGCAGUGUGGGCAGUGCCAGCUUUGGGUUUUCCCUGUCAGCUGUUUCUGUUGUGCCAUCCUGAGCCAGCUCUUUACUCUUGGCAUUUCCACCCUUGCCCUGCUCCUCUGCCAUUCCUGGCCCCCCAUCUCCCCCAGCCCAGGUGGGAGGUGUUGGGCUGCCAUUCCCAGCCACGAGGAGGGAGCAAUCCUUGAGUUUGGCAACUUGGUGCUUCUGAGGCAGAACUGCUGCAGGAGAGGCUUUGCUGCAGGAGAGGCUUUGCUGCAGGAGAGGCUCUGCCCUGCCCCUCUGUGUCCUGCCUGCUCCUCCCCAAGAGCCCCCAGGUGCUGUGGCUGACAGAGCUGUGUAGCCUUGGCUGUGCUGUAUCUUGUGUUUCCUUACUUAGCUUACCCUGUAGCUGCAGUUAUAAGGUGCAUUGGGAAUGCUGAUGUUUUUAUUACAUGCUCUCAGUGUAGCUUUGUUGGCACUUUGGCUUCCAAUUUCCAGAAUUUCAUAGGUGGUGGAUUUCUCAUUCCUUUUGUGGAUUUUUUUCUAAGCUGGAAAUAAAGCUGUGAUUUCUGAUUGAACUGUUGCAAACACAGUGUUUCUUGAAACUGAAUUUUCUGGAUUUUAAACUCAUGGAGCAGGAAACUGCAAAUAGUGAUGGUCUGGGUGAGUUAUUUCAAGGAGCAGACAUGUAGACUUGAGACAGUUUUAGAUACUAAAAUAUUUAUAUUCAUUUAUUCAAAACAAUCCAAGACUCCAUCACAUUACUUGUACAAGUGCUACUGGCAGUACCUACAGUGAUGCUUUAACCAGAUAGUUCCAUUUGUAGCUUUGUUGCCUUUUCUUUUCUUUUGAAGUACAGUAUGAAACUGUAAAUACUUCUUGCAGAACUGCCUUUUUAACUCUUAAUUACUUUUGGCACAGUGUUAAAUAGUGUUGGAUUUACCCAAUUGCUAUGACAUAUAUUUUUAUACAUAGGUGUACUCUUUUUUCAAGAAUAAUACAGCCAUUUUGUCAUUAAUGCCUUAUUGGUGUCAUACUGCUGUUGCUCUUUGUUUGCAAGGUAUCGAGUGGACUAAUUUCUAGUUCAGAUAUUUUCACUUUUCCUGGCAGUGCUCAAGUUUGGCUUCAGGUGAUUUUUGUCAGAGCCCCAUUUUUCACAGUUGUUAACUGUGAGAAGAAGAGAAUGUGGGCUUGGGCUUGUUGCUGAUAAUGGAGCAAAGAAAAGGUGAUGGCAUCUAAUUGUCUUUAAAAGGUCAGACUUCUCCUACUCUAAACCAGAGUGCAUUUCAUGAAACUGAUUACUGUGGGCACUGAUUACUUUGUGUAGAUUAAUGGUCUUUUAAAAAGAAAGGAAAAGGAAAAAAAAAAAGGAAACAACUCCAAAAAUGAGCUUCUGUCAUUGUUAGGCACUUGGUUACGUAUCUGUUUAAACUCUUCAUAUUGAUGUGAAAUUGUGCUGUGGAUAAAGUGUAUUUUGUACUUCUGAAUGUUCUAUAUUUAUGACUAACAAGUACAGAAUCAGUUGUGUGUAUGUAUAACUAAUAACUGCCUUUUUAAAUUUCAUUAAAAUAAAAAUGUCAUGAGCUGUUGUUAA
This is a messenger RNA of Zonotrichia leucophrys gambelii, 6853 nucleotides long. RefSeq names its product aryl hydrocarbon receptor nuclear translocator 2 (gene ARNT2). The transcript is spliced from 20 exons. The record is from RefSeq and is a predicted model, not a curated record. Lineage: Eukaryota; Metazoa; Chordata; Aves; Passeriformes; Passerellidae. Gene Ontology annotation, molecular function: RNA polymerase II cis-regulatory region sequence-specific DNA binding; protein dimerization activity; DNA-binding transcription factor activity, RNA polymerase II-specific. The coding region runs from base 297 to 2492 and encodes 731 amino acids. Gene Ontology annotation, biological process: regulation of transcription by RNA polymerase II. Gene Ontology annotation, cellular component: cytoplasm; transcription regulator complex; nucleus.